AUGAGGAGACGCGCUGUCGAGGACUGGGGCGAGAGCCUGGCUUUGGAUGGGCCGGGCUCUCGCGUCGUCGGCGCCAUCAAGCCCGUUCUCUUGGAAUGGGUGGGCCGGCGACGCUUCGGAUCUCUGACGUACAGGCUGGGGCAGGUGCACACCGGGCAUGGCUGCUUCGGUGAGUUCCUGCACCGCAUAGGCCGUGAACCCACCAGUGUGUGCCACCACUGCGGGGCCCUGAUGGACUCGGCGGAUUACACCCUGCUGGAGUGUCCAGCGUGGGAUGCUGACCGCCGGGUCCUACUUGAGGCCCUUUCCAUCAACCAGGUAGACUUCUCCCUGGAGAGCAUGGUGCGUGCCAUGCUUGAAGGGGAGGAGCACUGGGCAGCCGCGCUCUCCUUCUGCGAGUCCGUUAUCUCGCAGAAGGAGAGCGAAGAAAGACGAAGGGAGUCGGCCCCGAACGCCGAACCCUGCAGGAGAAAGAAACCGGGGAGAAGGGCCCGAGCUUUCGCACGGGCCCUCUAA
Messenger RNA from Solenopsis invicta (red fire ant), 516 nucleotides. RefSeq lists its product as uncharacterized. The transcript has a single exon. The coding region runs from base 1 to 516 and encodes 171 amino acids. Lineage: Eukaryota; Metazoa; Arthropoda; Insecta; Hymenoptera; Formicidae. The record is from RefSeq and is a predicted model, not a curated record.